GUUGAAUUCAAGAUUCUUGAAGAACUUUCGGGGUUAGGGUCACUUUUUCGAUGUUGAUUUCGGGGUUAACAUUCCAACAGCACCACUUCCACCCCUGCCACUGCACGUACUGUGCAGACUCGACACCACCAAAAAGUUUGGAGGUCGAAGCUCAGGUUCGUCAUCUACUCUACAAAAUCAAUCACCAACUCCCAGAGAAUUAAAACUCCACCACACCCCCAAUCUCAUAGCCACUCAUACCCCCAAGUCUCCUCAACCACCUCCACCAACCCGCAAAAAUGGAGGACACAAAAUCCGCCGUCAUGAACCAAGUACGACAAGAAGCCGCCAUGACCAACGCGCGCCAAUUAAUCGAGGUAAAUUUCCAUUCCAAUUCCAAUUCCAAUUCCAAAUACACACCCAUCCAAGUGCACCUACAAAUAAAAGCCCACACACAUUCUAACACAACCACACAGAAAGUCAACCAACACUGCUUCGAAAGAUGCGUCCCCAAACCGGGCGCCUCAUUAUCCAGCGGCGAGACACAAUGCUACACACAGUGUAUGGAGAAAUACAUGGCAGCGUGGAACAUCGUGUCGACGACGUAUAUCAAGAGGAUACAGCAGGAGAGUGCCAAGGGGGCUGGUGGAGGGGUGUUCUAGGGGGGUUUGUUAUGAGAGGAUGCAAAGGAUAACCUGUAUGAUCACACACGAUGGGGUUUGUACAAUAGAGGGGGUGUAUUAUGGGU
This is a messenger RNA of Hymenoscyphus albidus, 727 nucleotides long. The record is from the annotation of a GenBank genome assembly. Lineage: Eukaryota; Fungi; Ascomycota; Leotiomycetes; Helotiales; Helotiaceae.